Scutellospora calospora is the source of this 816-nucleotide messenger RNA. NCBI's taxonomy places the organism in Eukaryota, Fungi, Glomeromycota, Glomeromycetes, Diversisporales, Gigasporaceae. The record is from the annotation of a GenBank genome assembly.
AUGUCAACAAAUAAAGAAAAUGAUAAUAUUGACCUUUCAGAAAUAUUUAAUUUUAAUUUCGAAAAUAAAGAACAAGAAGAGAUUGAUAAUUAUACAUCUAAUAAUCAAAAUAAUGAUUUAACGAAUGAAAUAUCUAUUAAAAAAACUUGUAGUACACUAAAAUAUGAUUAUGAUGGAUGGUUUCUUACAUCAAUACAAACUAAUCAAUUACUCACACAAAAACUUGGUCCAAAUCGAUUAAAGCAAUCAAUAGAAUAUUAUUAUUUUCAUAAAAAUUAUAAAGAAGCAUUAAAAUUAUCACUAGAAUAUAUUGAUUUUGUUGAAGGUUGUAAUAAUAAAGAGAAUAAUGAAUUAAAUCCGAAUAGAUUGACUAGUACGCGUGAUAUGUUGGAAAUCGCUGCUCGUAGUGCUUCAAAAUUGGGUGAUUUCGAACUUGCAGUAAAAUGCGUUGACAAAUUGUCAUCUAAUGAACCUGGACAUAUGAGUUUUAAAGGACAGAUUUAUGCUAAAGGAGGCCGUUUUUCAGCACUUUUAUCUUUUCGUCGAUCUCUUAAAAUAAUGACAACAUCAAAGUGGAAAACUUCCAUCCUUUUUGUAAAUUCACGUUAUAUUAAAGAAAAAAAUCAAAUAGAAGAAUUAAUAAAACAAUUAGAACAUAUUGAUGCUCAAGAAGCCUUCGUGUGGCUGAAAAAUCAAGAUGAAAGUGAAAUAUUUGAAUUUAAUGUGGAUAUUAUUAGAUGGAUAUUAAUGGAAUGUAAGACUAACGUUAAUGAAGUCAUGGAGAUGGAUAAAGAACGAUCAGUGAAUCAAUUGUAA